UAAUUUAGUAAGUUGGUCCACAGAACCACAUAAACCUCAUCUUCUUCUUCAUCCAUAAUCUUCUCCGUCCUUCCCAAACCAAAGCAGAAAUGGCGCUCAAUCUAACCAACACCUUCCUCCAAGGACAUUCCUGCCCACGGGUCCUCCCUCCCAAGAAGGUCUCCAAUGUUGUUGGGUCGGGGAGUUUCCGGCCUGUGGUGACGUGCAGGAAGAAGGAGAUACACCCGGAGUUCUACGAGGACGCCAAGGUGUACUGCAAAGGAGAGCUGGUCAUGACCACCGGUGGGACCCAGAAGGAGUACGUGGUGGAUAUCUGGUCGGGUAACCACCCCUUCUACCUCGGAAACCGGUCGGGUCUUCUGGUCGACGAUGACCAGGUCGAGAAGUUCAGGAAGAAGUACGGCGGGCUCACGGAGAUUAUGGAUAUUCCGGUGCUCAAGGGAGAGAUUGUGCUGCCCUCUAGGAAAAAAGGGGCUGGGAAAGGAGGCAAGAAGAAGUAGUAGAACCCACACCCAAACAAACUAUGUGCAAGCUCUUUGCUUCUGCUUUGCUUUGCUUCAACUAUCUGAGAUUUUUAGGUGAUGCUAAAAAUUCAAGCUUCAAGGUGUGUAUUUUGUGAAAUGGAAUAGAAUUGAAUUUCAAUGCUGA
Messenger RNA from Rosa rugosa (rugosa rose), 648 nucleotides. RefSeq names its product large ribosomal subunit protein bL31c. Gene Ontology annotation, biological process: translation. The transcript is spliced from 2 exons. The record is from RefSeq and is a predicted model, not a curated record. Gene Ontology annotation, molecular function: structural constituent of ribosome. Gene Ontology annotation, cellular component: ribosome. Bases 90 to 500 code for a protein of 136 amino acids. Lineage: Eukaryota; Viridiplantae; Streptophyta; Magnoliopsida; Rosales; Rosaceae.